Messenger RNA from Zingiber officinale, 3256 nucleotides. Its product is annotated as eukaryotic translation initiation factor 3 subunit C-like. Gene Ontology annotation, molecular function: translation initiation factor activity; translation initiation factor binding; RNA binding. Gene Ontology annotation, cellular component: eukaryotic translation initiation factor 3 complex. Gene Ontology annotation, biological process: translational initiation. Lineage: Eukaryota; Viridiplantae; Streptophyta; Magnoliopsida; Zingiberales; Zingiberaceae. The coding region runs from base 228 to 3053 and encodes 941 amino acids. The record is from RefSeq and is a predicted model, not a curated record. The transcript has 4 exons.
AUAAAGCAAACCCUAGCCCAAGGAUCCGCCGCACGCCAUCUCCUUCUCUGCCGGAUCGCCGCCUCUGCCUCGUCCUUUCACUUCUGUUAUCGCCUCCGCCGGAGCACUGCCCUCAUCUCUCCGCCGGACCUCAACCAGCGCAAGCCACCUGCUUGAUUUUCCUUUUGUCCUUCGUUCCGAUAUCUUCUACUUCACGGUGUUUUGGGCUAGAAGGAAUCAACAAGAAAAUGGCUUCACGUUUCUGGACACAGGGUGGUGAUAGUGAUACUGAGGAGGAGGAACAGGAAAACAGCGAGUAUGAAGAUGGAAGUGAUGCAGAGCAACCUGCAGGUGAUAAUGCCGGUGCCACAGCUAGGAGCAGGUACCUUCGAGAUCAAGCCAGUGACAGUGAUGAUUCAGAUGGCCAGCACCGAGUGAUCAAGUCAGCUCGUGAUAAAAGAUUUGAUGAGAUGGCUUCCACUGUUGAUCAGAUGAAGAAUGCUAUGAAGAUAAAUGACUGGGUUAGUUUGCAGGAGAGCUUUGAGAAGAUCAAUAAGCAGCUUGAGAAGGUUGUUCGUGUGACAGAGUCUGUGAAGGUGCCAAAUCUUUAUAUUAAGGCCCUGGUGAUGCUGGAGGAUUUCUUGGCUCAGGCCUUAGCUAAUAAGGAUGCUAAGAAGAAGAUGAGCAGCAGCAAUGCUAAGGCCCUUAACUCAAUGAAGCAGAAGCUGAAGAAAAAUAACAAGCAGUAUGAGGAGCUGAUAGCAAAGUAUCGUGAAAAGCCAGAAAGUGAGGAUGAAGGGGCUGAAGAUGAAGAUGAGGACGAGGAUGAGGAGUCAGAGGCGGAGGAAGAUCCAUCGAAGAUUGUCAUGUCUGAUGAAGAGAAUGAUGAUGAGGAUGAUGAGGAUGAGGAUGAUCGUGAUGAGGAGGGUGGUGGAGCCUGGCAGAGAAAGACGAGCAAGAAGGAUAAACUUAUGGACAAGCAGUUCAUGAAGGACCCAAGUGAGAUCACAUGGGAUAUUGUUAACAAGAAGCUCAAAGAGAUUGUGGCAGCUAGAGGCAAAAAGGGAACAGGGAGAGUAGAGCAGGUUGAGCAGCUUACUUUUUUGACUCGUGUUGCCAAAACACCUGCCCAGAAACUAGAGAUUCUAUUUAGUGCCAUAUCAUCACAGUUUGACAUCAAUCCAAGCUUACUUGGGCAUAUGCCCAUCAAUGUCUGGAAGAAGUGUGUUGGUAACAUGCUUCUCGUACUUGAUAUCCUUGAGCAAUAUCCUAAUAUUGUAGUCGAUGACAUGGUUGAACCUGAGGAGAAUGAGACUCAGAAGGGUGCAGAUUAUAAUGGAACUGUCCGUGUAUGGGGAAACUUGGUUGCAUUCCUUGAGCGACUUGAUUCAGAAUUUUUCAAGAGCUUGCAGUGUAUUGAUCCGUAUACUCGAGAGUAUGUUGAGAGGCUUAGGGAUGAGCCCUUAUUUUUUGUGAUUGCACAGAAUGUACAGGACUAUUUGGAGAGGAUUGGGGACUUCAAAGCAGCUUCUAAGGUAGCACUGCGCAGACUUGAGCUUGUAUAUUAUAAACCUCAGGAAGUUUAUGAUGCAAUGAGGAACUUGGCAGAGCAAACUGGGACAGAAGAGGGUUUGGAAGAUGGUGAUGAGAGUGAAGAGAAGCAGUCUAUAGAGGAAAACAGAGGACCACCAGUUUUUAUCUCAAUUCCUGAACUUGUGCCAAGGAAGCCUACAUUUCCAGAGAGUAGUAGGACAUUGGUGGAUGCGUUGGUAUCUCAUAUCUACAGUUAUGGUGACGAAAGAACAAAGGCUAGGGCUAUGCUGUGUGAUAUAUAUCAUCAUGCUAUUUUUGAUGAGUUCUCUAUUGCUCGGGAUCUUCUAUUAAUGAGCCAUUUGCAGGAUGGCAUUCAACUCAUGGAUAUAUCUUCUCAAAUCUUGUUUAAUAGAGUAAUGGCACAACUUGGACUUUGUGCCUUCAGGGCAGGUUUGAUUCAGGAAGCCCAUGGUUGCCUCUUUGAACUGUAUCAAGGUGGUAGAGUAAAAGAGUUACUGGCUCAAGGCUUCUCCCAAAAUCGAUACCAUGAAAAAACUCCUGAGCAGGAGAAGGCUGAGAGGAGAAGGCAGAUGCCAUACCACAUGCACAUUAACCUUGAGCUCCUUGAAGCUACUCAUCUUAUCUCUGCAAUGCUUCUUGAGGUCCCCAACAUGGCGGCUGCUGCAUAUGACCCAAAGCGUAAGCCUAUUAGCAAGACAUUUAGGAGACUUCUCGAAGUGAACGAGCGCCACACAUUUGUGGGUCCUCCUGAGAAUGUUAGGGAUCAUGUCAUGGCCGCAACAAGAGCCCUUAGCAAGGGAGACUGCCAUAAAGCUUUUGGCGUCAUCAGUUCUCUUGACAUCUGGAAGCUUCUCAGGAACCGAGAAAGCGUAUUAGAGAUGGUGAAGUCCAAGAUCAAGGAAGAGGCUCUCCGAACUUACCUCUUUGCAUACUCAUCCUGUUACGAUACUCUCAGCUUAGAGCAGCUUACUUCUAUGUUUGACCUCUCUAAGGCUCAUGUCCACAGUAUUGUUAGUAAGAUGAUGGUUAUGGAGGAAUUGCAAGCAAGCUGGGAUCAGCCCACAAAGUGCAUUGUCUUCCACAACUUGGAACAAACCCGGCUCCAAAGCCUACUCUUUCAGAUGGCAGAUAAGCUUAUAAUUCUAGCUGAAAACAAUGAGAGGGCAUUUGAGGCAAGGACUGGCGGGGGGAUCGAGGGACUUCCACCAAAGCGAAGAGAAGGUAUGGAUUAUGCUACUUCUGGGGCAUCCAACAGGUGGCAAGAUAAUUAUGUUUCAGGAGCCUCGCAAGGCAGGCAGGGUGGUGGUUAUGGAGGCCGCCUAGGAUAUGGUGGGAGGACUGGAGGUUCGGCACAAGCUGGUGGAGGGUUUCAUAGAGAUCAUAGUGGACAUGGUUCACGGGGUGCCGGAGGGUAUUAUGGGGGUACGGGGCGGACAUCAUACCAUGCAUCAGCUCUGAGAGGUGCACAAGUGGAGGGUUCUGCAGGGAUGGUGAAUCUAAGCAGGGCUGGUAGAAUUUAAGAUCAACUACGUCCUGGCCAGGCCAACGACUUAUCUCUUUGCGUUCCAUAAAAGCUAAUUAUUUGGCAUUUUUGUUUGUCUUUUGAUCUGCUUGCAGCUGAUGGUAAUGAGGACUUUGCAUUGUUGUGUUUACCAAGUGACAUUUGUUUCCCUAUGUAAUUCAGCUACAAUCCUACAUGCUCAGUGAUGGUUCUCUUUCUCAA